AUGUAUGACGAGAAUAGUAAUACAACGAUAUCAGCGUUAGGCACGAGUACAUCAUCGUCUGGAAUCAUGAAUCAGAUUCUCAAUGUCAAUGUCAAAGAUUCUCGGUGGCUUCAACUAGAGGUAUGUCGAGAAUUUCAGCGUGGCCAGUGUUCGCGAUCUGAUGAGGAGUGUAAAUUUGCACAUCCACCGCCACACGUUGACGUUCAAAAUGGUCGAGUUACUGCCUGCUAUGAUUCUAUUAAGGGGCGAUGUACGAGAGAAAACCCAAAAUGUAAAUAUCUUCAUCCACCACAGCACCUUAAGGAUCAGCUGUUAAUAAAUGGACGGAAUAAUUUAGCACUGAAAAAUUUAAUUUGUACGCAACUUAAUCAGACCGGUGCUGCCACAAACAUUCCGCCUAUCAAUCCACUAGCACAACUGGUUGUUGGUGGACAACCAAGUCCGGCAAUCAGUGCCGACUCCCUACUCCUUGUCCAACAGCAACAGCAAGCUGCAGCAGCUCAAGCAACGCUGAUUCCAGCUGCAGCACUUCCAUAUCAGUAUUAUCAGGGUCUUACAGCGAUGUAUCCAGCAAUGAUGCCGGUUGCUAGCACAGAAGCAUAUCAAACGGUAAGUCAGGUGGCAAUAAAAAAGUCUAGCAUAUAUAUACGUACAUAA
Molecule: messenger RNA, 657 nt
Organism: Enterobius vermicularis (human pinworm)
Lineage: Eukaryota; Metazoa; Nematoda; Chromadorea; Rhabditida; Oxyuridae
Source: the annotation of a GenBank genome assembly